UGUAUUCAUCGUUACCGUUCGCAAGUGUUUUUGGUUUGACGUCCGCGUCCUGCAAAAAAAAUAGAAACCAUCGUAUCGUCGUCAUUGCCGUCGGUGUCAUCAUUUGAACCCGAUCAAAAUCAUUUAAAGUAUCGAAGUAGGUCUUGGUCAGAUCCGUAAUCCGUAAUCGUGACAGUGACAGUUUGGUGCAAAAUUAGCAGCCCACUUGUGUGUUUGCGUGAACCGUUGACCGCAUUGGCCAGUCAGGAUCGCUGGACAUCCGCUUGUCGAAUCCCUCAAGAAAACGGUGUUCUAGAGUCAAAGUACUUGUCAGAAAAUAUUGUGGUUUUCACUUGAUUUGUUUUUUUUUGCCAAAAAUAAGUGGGCAAUCCUCGCUGUAAGUCAAUGCUCACGCCGUCACCGCUUGCUUGCGUUUGGGUGGUAUUUUUAACAAGCCUCGCGCGCAGCAGCUCCCAUCAUCUCGCGAGUGUGUUUGCGUCGGACGGGUAGGCAAGCAAGGAUCGCGGUGCGCCCGAAGCAGUGCAAGUGACAAGUGAACAUCCACGCGAAAGGGAGAAGAUCAUUCCGUUUUUUCCUCUCGUUCUCUCUCUCUUUCUGCGAGAAGGGCAUCAGAAGAAAGCACUAAUAGGAAAUCCGAAAGAGUCUGCAGUUUGGCGUGCUGGUGUUGGCUUGGCGCACCAGAUCUGUGUGAACGUGUACGUGAUUGAUGUGAGGCGAAUGAAGUGCAAAAGAAAGAAGUAAAGUGCUGUUUCAGUGAUUUUUCUUCCCGUCUCUCUCGAUUGAGGCACAAAAUUUACACAAUCGCGAAGAAUGUAUAUUUUUCUUUCCAAUUGAAAUCACAUAAUAAAAUCAGAGGGAAGCCGCUCGUUAGCAAGUGAAUUGGUGGAGCAUUCGUGGAUGAUUUGUUUAUUUGAGCGUAAAGUGCGAGAUUGAUUCGAUAUUAGUCGGCUUAAGAAAGAGGUUUGAAUUACAGCAAAAUCGACUCCGGAAGGUGUGCACAGUGCACACGAACACAACUCCAACCUGCUGACCCACGCACACACACACCGGCACCGUCAGUGAUCUUCGCUGCCACCGUAGGAAGGCUCAAGUCGACGCGGAGAAUGAGAAAAACUGUUCUUUAGUAAAGAAACAAGUCGUCGACGGUGGGAAGGGUAAGAGUGUUGUGGGGGGAAAAGAGAAUAACAAAUACAUCGUCGAAACCCCAGACGGUUUGAAGCAAAACACAAGAAACAACACCAAACUGGAAAACAUUCUCCGUUGCUUGGUUCGUUCGACCGGCAUGAGAAACGUCGAUUAUACUCGACGAAGAAACAAUAAUAACAAAAGCCUCAUCGCAUCGGCAACAACAACAUCAGCAGCAGCAUAAAAAUUCCUCUAAAAUGUCAACCUUUCAUUGUGUUCAAACAAGAUGAUCCUCAUUAUGCAACCCUCAGCAAAAACUACAUUAAACUGACUAUCUGUAUAGAAUCAUCAAUCCCUAGCAGUGACAAGAUAUCGCUCCAGAAUGUUGGCCACUGUCGAUAGCCGCGUAAGUAGUCUGCCCACAGUCGAGAACGGCAUGUCGCACAGGCCAGUUUCGGUCAGCCGUCUAUGGCAGCAUACGACAGAGAGGAUAACAGAUCGAAGGCAUUGUUUACUGCCACGACGGAUAGAUCUGCGCUUGGCAGCAGCCUACCGGUGCUCUCUUCUGCUCAUCACCCUAGUGUUAAGUUGUCCCCUGCUAGUGUUAGCUUUGCCGCAUCCUUCGCAUCAUUCUGCAGCUUCCUCGUCGUCAACGGACUCGGCGUCGAGCAGUAGUUCCGGUUCCGGUUCCACCGGCAGUAGCAAUACGAAAAGUUUAGGAGUUUACAUGAUCCGAUCGCCGGAAUCGACUACGGCACCGGCUGGCGAUGAAGUACUCUUCGAGUGUGAACUGAAUUUGAUACCUGAAAGACUGGAAUGGCGGUUUCGGGCCCAGGAGAGCCAAGGGAGCCGCGACGAUUACGUCUAUUUGAAUAAGAAUGGUCACAAUGUGACUACCGUCGAAGGAAACUCAAAGCUGCACGUGUAUGUCAAUGUGAAAACGAUCGGCGAGUAUCAGUGCGUUGCAUGGUUCGGUGCUUCGGCGAUCGCGUCCAUACCGGCCCGGUUGACCCUGGCUUCGAUCAGUCUGGACUCCAGUAUUAGCAGCAGUAACGGUAACUACGCCAGCUACGGACCGAUGCGAACCAGCAGUAGCAUAAGCGAUGUCCACAGUGGACGAACCGAUCGGGUUCCAACGAUGAUGAGGCGCGUUCUGUCUCCGAUCCAGCAGCAACAUCUGAAAAUCUCCCCGGGAAAUAGUAUUAUCAUUAAGUGCGGUGAUGUUAUCUCCAACCCGCCGGCUAUCUGGAGCUACUACAAAGACGAAGUAGCGAUCCCAGCCAGUAACCCACAGCUGCCCCACGGAGGACUGAUUCUGCCGCAGCUGACACCACAGGAUUCCGGAACGUACCGCUGUUCCGCCGUCAAUUCAAUCACUGGCAAUGAACUUAAACUGCCCCAGAAAACUACGAUUCUGGUAGAAUACACUCCACGUUCGUCACCGAAAGCCAUCUACAAACCGCAGAACGUUUCCGUAGUGCCCGGGUCGACGGCGCUCCUAGAAUGCACCGGUGUAGCGAAUCCCAUCCCUAAACCGUCCUGGUCCCGACGGGAUGGUCUCCCAAUCGGCGAUCAUUCACAGGUUCUACCGUACGGUUUACAGAUCAACAACGUCCUCCCGGAGGAUCAAGGAGAGUACGUGUGUCGUUUGGACAACGGUGUCGAGCCGACCCUCGUGCAUACCAUCAAGUUGACCGUUCUGGAACUGCCGCAAAUUAUCGAACCUCCAAGGGCCACUCUGACGAACGAAAGCGAAAGCCUAGAACUACAGUGCAUUGCCACGGGUUCGCCAACGCCGGACAUUUACUGGAUGAUAAACGGCGACUACACAAAAUGGGAUCGAUUGAUCAGGUCGAACGGUUCCAAGUUGUUCAUAAAAUCAGUUGAAAAGAAACAUGCCGGAAUUGUGCAGUGCUUUGCACGGAAUGAAGUCGGUGAAGUUAGCGAAAGCAGUCUUCUACAGGUCAAUCCAAAACAGAUUCCCGGAGGAAUCGGAUCGCCCCCGCUAGGAUCCGUACCAUCUGGUUCCAAGUUCGGAAACGAUCACGGCAGUAAACGACAAAAAGGCGGAAAGAAACACAAACACCUGAUCAUGAUUCCCCCAUCGCGACCGAACAUCACUCGACUGUCGGACGAAUCGGUUAUGGUUCGCUGGUCAGUUCCAUCCAGUGACGGUCUGCCGAUUCAGUUCUUCAAGGUUCAAUAUCGGAUGCUGGGCGAUCCAUCGAAGAACAUCGCCCGGACACAAUGGAUGACGGAAAACGAAGAUAUUUCUCCGUUCACCCGAUCGUACGAAGUUAACAAUCUCAAGUCUGAUCACUACUAUCGGUUCCGCAUAGUGGCCGUGUAUUCCAACAACGACAACAAAGAGGGUGCUGCUUCUGGAAAGUUCCACCUACAACGAGGAUCCCAGCUAGGACUGGCCAAAAGUCAUCUGCUGGCACCGACACUAACUCGCAUUGAACCCGUCUCACAGCAUGCCAUCGUUCUCCACUGGCAGUUUCCACAGCAUCUGCCUCAUCCGAUCGAUGGUUUCUAUGCGUACUACCGACCGGCCACCACAGCCGGAGAAUACUCGAAAGCCACGGUGGACACUCCGACGGCCCGUCACUUCAAGAUCGAUCAUCUGGAGCCGGGAACGGCUUACGAGUUCAAGCUGCAAUCGUUCACGGCAGCAGCGGCGUCCGAUUUCAGUGCAAUCCUGACCGGAAAAACACUGAAACCACCAACGCCUCCGCCCAUCGUACCGUCGGUGGUGGCCGCCUCCGAAGCAGACAACGGAACCGGAGAAGUGCCCAACUAUGUCUACAUGGGUGUCGGUGGAUUCGUGCUGGUGCUAGGAGGUAUCAUUUUGUUGUGCUGCUGUUGCGUGGCAUGCAAGAAAAAACGUGGUCCAGGUGUUGACGAGUCGGAUGCUAAAUCACAUAUUCAAGUCGAACAGAAUGGUUUUCCCGGAUCGAUCAGCAACGGUGGUCCUCGGUCCCAUCACCACAAAAGCCGAAACGGGAUCAGUGCUCGGAUGAACAUCACCCCCAAUCCGUUGGCCCAGGAUGGCGAUAAGAAUCGUAAUGUGAUGGAGCUGCGUUUUCUGCCGGCCAAACCGCAACCGAUCGUAUCUGCCGGUGGCGCCGGUGUAGGUGGUGGUGGUGGUGGUGGUUGUGGUUUUAGUGGAUCUCCCGGUGGCGGUACCCUGAAUCUGAUGACCAAUGGAUCCAACUCUUACCCUACUAAUAACAAUCACCAACCUCAUCAUCUUCAUCAUCAUCAUCAACAACAACACAAUCACCAACAGCAACAACAGCAGCAGCAGCAGCAGCCACAUCAUCAUCAUCAGCCCCUCCAGAGUCAAACCAUGAUCAACAGCAGCGUCGGUCCGGGUCAGGAACAUCUGAUGCUAGCCUCGAUGCCGCACCGUCGAACGUUGGAACGAAGUGUCCGAAAUUUGCAGCACAGCCAGCACAACGGCCUGGACCAGAGCCAGAAGAUGAUGCUGGAAGGUGAUUGCGGUGUGACCACGACCGUCGGAGCCGGUGUGGGCAUCGUGCUCGGUGGAUCACGGAACAAUUCAUCCAUCCGGAGGGGACGGCGUGGAUCCGGUUCGGUUCCCAGCAGCCCUCGAGUCGGCCGGGGUCCAAGUGCCGAACUGCUGCAGCACAAUCGAUCACCGAUGCCAAUCCGAGCCGCUGCCAGCGGUGUCAAACGGGCGACCAGAUUGGGACGGGCCGAGAACAUGUCGUCCGGUAGUUUGAACAGUAUUGAAGUUUGAAAAUUCCGGCUCAGGUAGACGGGAAAAUCGUUUGAAAUGUGAUAUAAUAUGGAAGUUUGCACAAAAUUGGCUAGAGUGAACGAAAAAGACACAGUAGUAGUUGUUCUUCAAUUGAUCCCACAAAAACCGUAACUGAAAUAGCUAAUACUUAACUGAGAAAAAAUAUAUCUAUAUGGUAGUCUUACUUAGUAAUCCGUCCUUCGAGAAGCAAACAAGAUAAAUCACAGGCAAACGAAUGUUGGUAGCAAGUGCUAGAGUAAAAAUCCACUAUUUAAGAGAGUUAUAUUUACUGUAUUUUAGUAUACAAAAAUACGCUUAAAACUCGAUUAGCUGAACACAAACAAAUAAUAAAAAACAGAUCAAAAUACAGGCAACUAAUUGUACUUAAUAAUAUAAAUAAAAAAAAACGAAUCGCUCGAAUGUGUAAAUAUUUCGGUAGUUCUAAAAACCUGAUAGAGAAUAGUUCUAUAGAAGUCGCAGUUCUAUAGAUAAGCUAAGCGAUAAUUAGGCAGCAAAACUGCUAGCAAACGAACUGUUUAUGUUAGGAAAUAGGAAAGAAUACGCAACACUUUAGAUUUGACUGAAACUAAUCAAUAAACGAAUAAUAGCGCGAGCGUAGAACAAAUUCAAACCGGAUAGAAGGCGAGAAUGUGGCAUGAUGAGUGUUAAAUUAUUUACAAUACUAAGUACUACGAUUUUAACAAACAAAUAUUUAACACGAUAGGAUAGCAGUUUAUUGUAGUUUUAACAAAACGUCAGGUUUUUUUCAAAUUCUUCAUUGACGCUGUUGAUAAUGAAUAAUGGUAAAAAAAAGAUGAAAACGGCGAUUAGGGCACAAAAAUUUAUAUGCAAUAUGCCGAAAAAAUGUAGGUUCAUUAGGUAAAACAAAGAUGUGAAUAUUUUAUUUUGUUUCGUUUUUAUUUUUGGAUGAUAGAAGUUGCCUUCUGGUAACAUGUGGCAUGGAAAAGGAGAACAAAAACUCGAUUGACUAGUGUGAGAAGUCUAAAUUCUAAAAUGUGUAAUUUUGGAAUAACACAAGUCAGAUAAAAAAAAAUUGUUAACGCAAAUGGUAGCUGCAGUAGCGAACAGAGAAUAAAUUAAAACUCGUUUCUUAUUUCUUGA
Molecule: messenger RNA, 6013 nt
Organism: Malaya genurostris
Lineage: Eukaryota; Metazoa; Arthropoda; Insecta; Diptera; Culicidae
Product: interference hedgehog-like
Exons: 9
Coding region: 1508-4891 (1127 amino acids)
Biological process (GO): cell-cell adhesion; axon guidance
Cellular component (GO): plasma membrane; axon
Molecular function (GO): protein binding
Source: RefSeq, a predicted model, not a curated record